Ctenopharyngodon idella (grass carp) is the source of this 671-nucleotide messenger RNA. It is a transcript of the gene pmch, whose product is annotated as pro-melanin-concentrating hormone. The transcript is spliced from 3 exons. Bases 68 to 532 code for a protein of 154 amino acids. Gene Ontology annotation, molecular function: melanin-concentrating hormone activity; type 1 melanin-concentrating hormone receptor binding. Lineage: Eukaryota; Metazoa; Chordata; Actinopteri; Cypriniformes; Xenocyprididae. Gene Ontology annotation, biological process: chemical synaptic transmission; behavior. The record is from RefSeq and is a predicted model, not a curated record.
UUCUCAGCGAACAUGCGAGUGCAAAGCCAGGUUCCUGCAAGCAAAUCAACCAUCAUCGCUCAAGAUCAUGGCAUCUUCCUACAUGUUCACGUUUGCACUUGUACUUUUAGUUGAGUUGACUACUCACUCAUCAAUGGCUCUGCCCAAGGUUAAGAUGGAUGAAGAUCGUACAGACCAAGAUAGAGUGGUGUCGAUAGCAGGAGAAGAUGAUAUAAGUGAAAUAGGACCUGGGCAGCUCACCUUCAGAAGACACCCCAUCAUAGAAGGCAGACUGGUAGAUGAAGACGGGACAAAACGCAUCUUCAUACUUGCCGACACUGGAAUAAAAGGGUCUCCUGGGAGGGAAGCAAACCUUUCCUUUUCGAGAAACUUCCCUGUACUGUCGUCACGUGGGACGGAUCAUGCUUUGGAUGGAUUCAACAUGAGGGAUGAGCGACGCAGUGUGGAUGAUGUCAUUCCUGUGGGCAGGAGGGACAUAGACAUGCUGAGGUGCAUGAUAGGGAGAGUAUACAGGCCCUGCUGGCAAGCUUGAAAGCAGAGCAGCUGACAAAGCACCUGCAUGAUUUUCCCAGCUCUCCCUUGAUCCUUCAAGAUACUCUAAAUAUAAAGAGGACAAACAUACUUGUGUGAUUUAAAAACAACUGAAAUAAAAGUUUAUUAAAAUCUGCAAA